Messenger RNA from Prorocentrum cordatum, 732 nucleotides. NCBI's taxonomy places the organism in Eukaryota, Dinophyceae, Prorocentrales, Prorocentraceae. The record is from the annotation of a GenBank genome assembly.
AUGGCUGCCUCGAGCCUCGCCUCGUGCCCCACAGCUCCACUGGCCUUGGCUGCUCUUCUCUUCCCCGCACUGAGUUCCUCCACCUCUGCCCCCCCCAUCCCCGCCUCCUCGGGCCCGCCCCUUGACCGCAGGCGCUUUGUUUGCCCGGACCGCCCCGCCGACAGCUCGCCCCGCCCUGCCCGUGCUAUGGCGAUGCCCCCCCGCGCUGCCGCCCUCGCGGUCGCCCUCGUGGCCGCCGCCGCCUGCGGCGGCGCGUUCGUGCAGCCGGGCCGCGUGCGCGCGGGCCCCGCCCACGGCGCCCUGCGUGCGCAGCUGCAGCAGCAGGUGCCCGCCCCGGAGACGGGCGCGGGCGGAGAGGGCGCGGCCCCCGUGCUGGCCGGCUUCGCGCUCGGGCUGGUGGCCGCGCUCGCGGGGGCCCAGGUGGCAUGGGCCGGCGCCGGCGCCAGCAGCCCAGACUACCUUGAGGAGCAGGGGAUCGACGCCCCGCUCAAAGUCGACUUCGUGCAGCGGGAUCGGCUUCGCCCCGGCAAGGUCGGGCAGAUCAGCUUCGUGGCCAGGUCCCGCAUGGAGCACCAGGAUCAGCAGCAGGCCAGGAGGACGCUGGCGAGCUUUGACGCGAAGAUCAAGGCGGCGCCGGACAGGGCCCAGCGCGCGGACAAGACAAUGGAGGGGCUGCGGAAGAUUGCCCGGGAGCACGGGUCAUGGAUGCUGGACACUGAGCUGGCCAAGUGA